Messenger RNA from Xyrauchen texanus (razorback sucker), 1945 nucleotides. Its product is annotated as ADP-dependent glucokinase-like. The record is from RefSeq and is a predicted model, not a curated record. The transcript is spliced from 6 exons. Bases 98 to 1546 code for a protein of 482 amino acids. Gene Ontology annotation, cellular component: endoplasmic reticulum. Lineage: Eukaryota; Metazoa; Chordata; Actinopteri; Cypriniformes; Catostomidae. Gene Ontology annotation, biological process: glucose metabolic process. Gene Ontology annotation, molecular function: ADP-specific glucokinase activity.
UUAGUUUCUUUGAAGAAAAAUAUCCGCCCCCUGAUUCAUCAUUACACUGGCUUAGGAAGAAGAAGAGAGAGGAAAGGAGUGUGUUCAUACAUCUGAAAUGGCCAUUGAGCUGCUCUCUGGGGUGAAAUAUGGCUCGGUUAUGUCUCUUGUAGUGGUACUGGUGGCGUUUUGGUUCCAAUCCCCGGACAGUUCAGUGCUUGACGAGAGACUGGACACGGUUCUGUCUUCACUACUGCGAGCGGAGCGGAAAGUAGGCAUGAGCAGCGUGUCCAGACCACGAGUGGCUAUCGGUUUUGGUGGUUGUGUGGAUAUCAUAGUGGAUGGAGUGGCUCUGCUAAAUAAAAUCGGUGUGAAGCCAACGGACCAGCCCCUCCACCAUGACUACAUAGAGAAUGCAGAGCAGCUGGCCCAGAGUUUCGCAUAUUUUUUCUCCCCUGGAGCCGCUUCAGAGAGGUUUGUGAUGAAUGACACACUCUUCAGUGAACUGGUAGACGCUUCUCGAGAAUUGCCAGGAAACAGGUGGUCUAUAGGAGGAAAUGCACCUGUCAUGGCCAGCAGGAUGGCACUAGAAGGGUGUGAUGUGCUUUUAGGGGGAAGUUUCAGCACAGAUUUCAUCGACAUUCUGUCUCAGCACAUCAUGGUGGCAGGAAACAUUGUGGAAGAGCCAGACAUCCAUCUGAUAAUGGAGUACCCGACAGGUGCCACGUGGGGGCCGUACUCCUCCCGAAGGGCCAACAGGUAUAUUGUCCACAGCGACGAUCACAAUCCGUACCUUGACUCCAUAGAGCAAUUUCAGGAGAAGCUGAAGGGAUAUAUGCCAGAUCUUUUAGUAGUUGGAGGGUUACAGAUGAUGGACAGCUUCCCUUUCAGACAAGGAGAACGUGGGUCUUUGUUGGGAAAGCUGGCAAAGAUGCUGUCCUCUGCGUCCCUGCAGACCACCGUCCAUUUCGAGAUGGCUAGCUUUGUUGACGAAGGUCUGAUGUCUGAUCUACUCGAGUUUGUUCUUCCAAAUGCCGACUCUUUGGGCAUGAACGAGCAAGAGUUGCCCAAUCUCCUGAGCCUUUUCCGCGGCAGCAACUUGACCGUGCUGUCCGACCCCAACCCUCGUGUAGCUACUGUGCUGGACCAGAUGCGAGAUCUCUACCGCCUGGUUAACCAGCACCACCAGGAGGCCGGGACAGGUCGACCGCUCACCCGCCUCCACGUCCACACGCUGGCUUUCCAGGCCAUCAUAGUCAAGCGCAGCUCCCAGUGGAAGAACACCAUGUCGGCGACAGCCAAAGCCUCUCUAACAGCCAACCGCCAUGUUUGUGGAUCGCCAGACAUUGACCUCAGUAAAGCGCGGUUGAUCAUGGACGAAUCUUUCUCAGUGAGUAGGCAAGAAGGCAGCCAGAGGAUUUCACUCAAGGAAUCUCGACCCGUUUCCUGUUGGGAUGAGGAAGACUAUGAGAUUUGCGUGGCUCCUGUGCUGGUGUGCACUGAGGUGUACCAGACUGCCGGAGGAGGGGACAACAUUUCCGCCGCUGGGCUCGUACUGCAGAUUUAAACACGAAAGUGCGUUCGAACAGUGCAGACAUUGAUUAGAUAUUCUUCGUCCUGCUUUGGUUACAUUUUAUUGAAUUGUUUUUAUUUUUUGUGGCUAAGACAUAGAGACACAUCAUGUGCAAUAUAAACAUUGGGUCCAGAUGAUAUACAGUUGGGUGAAUCUUACGAAACCUGUCAAGAUCAUGUUCGGGUCAUAUUUCACUGCAAUAUCAAAACAAAAAGCAAAAAAUAAAUUAUAUUUUGCAGAAAAAAUGUAUUUGCAUUGUGACAUUAUUUUUUAAUGACAAUUAAGCAAACAACGUAAUGUGAAAUCUAAUUUUCAUUACUGUAAUUUCGUAAAAAAUAACAAUAUAUUAAUUUAUAAAGUAUUUAUACAUUGUGGUAGUAUUUGUUGUACUGA